Molecule: messenger RNA, 789 nt
Organism: Portunus trituberculatus (swimming crab)
Lineage: Eukaryota; Metazoa; Arthropoda; Malacostraca; Decapoda; Portunidae
Gene: ND-B22
Product: NADH dehydrogenase [ubiquinone] 1 beta subcomplex subunit 9-like
Exons: 3
Coding region: 84-659 (191 amino acids)
Biological process (GO): mitochondrial electron transport, NADH to ubiquinone
Source: RefSeq, a predicted model, not a curated record
AACUAGCAAAACGAACAGAAUAGACGUAUAUGAAAUAAAUCAGCAGGAAGAAAGCCAGAGUCAAUACGCACAGUGUUUUGUGAAUGAUACCGUCAAAAUGUUUGGAAGGAAUGUUAUACCAGAGAAAAGAAACUAAAACAGCCGCAAGAGGUCUCAAGAAGAGGAAGAAGCAGCUGGUCCGCUCCACUCCAUUGGUGUGCAGGGAGAGCAGCAGUAGGUCUCCGGCAGAGAUGUCUCAUCUGGUCACGAGAGUUACCACACAUAGCCGUAAAGUAUGUUCCCUGUACAAGCGGUCCCUCAGGAACCUGGAGGCGUGGUAUGACAGACGAUAUAUGUAUCGGUAUCGUGCUGUACUUCUUCGGGCAAGGUUUGAUGAGAACAAGGACAUUAAAGAUAUGAGGGUAGCACAGCAACUCUUGGAUGAAGGCGAGAAAGAACUGUUCAGUGUGAUUCAUUACCAGCCACGCCAGUUUGCAUACUCUCCUGGUGGUGUGGCUCAUGGACGUGAGGUGGUGCCCCCUGAUUGGGUGCUGGACUAUUGGCACCCCAUGGAGAAAGCUGCUUAUCCAGAAUACUUUGCCAGGCGUGAACAGCGUAAGAAGGAGUACGUCGAAUGGUGGGAAAAGACCUAUGGCAAGCCAGCAGAACCAGCACAUUAAUUGUGGCAGCACAUUUAACCUGUGCAUUUUGUAAAUAUAUACAAUAUAUUGAUAAUUAUGUCUUAUAGGGUGAUUCUCAAAAUUCUGCAGUCUUGCUUAAAUACUUUGAAAGAAUAAACUGUUAAAUAAU